GACAUGCCGGAGAUCCGUCUCCGUCAUGUCGUGUCCUGUAGCAGCCAGGACUCGACUCACUGUGCAGAGAACCUUCUCAAGGCGGACACUUACCGGAAAUGGCGGGCAGCCAAGGCAGGCGAGAAGACCAUCUCUGUAGUCCUUCAGCUGGAGAAGGAGGAGCACAUACACAGCGUGGACAUCGGCAACGACGGCUCUGCUUUCGUGGAGGUGCUGGUGGGCAGCUCAGCCGGAGCCGGGGGAGACCAGGACUACGAGGUCCUUCUGGUCACCUCGUCUUUCAUGUCCCCUUCUGAGAGCCGCAAUGGCUCAAACCCCAGCCGCGUUCGCAUGUUUGGGCCUGACAAGUUGGUGCGGACAGCAGCCGAGAAACGCUGGGACCGCAUCAAAAUUGUCUGCAGCCAGCCCUACAGCAAGGACGCCCCCUAUGGCCUGAGUUUUGUUCGGUUUCACAGCCCCCCAUACAAAGAUGAGGCAGAAGCCUCAGCCCAGAAGGUGACCAAGCUUGGCCAGUUCCGAGUGAAGGAGGAGGACGAGGGUGGCAGCUCCCUGAGACCAGGAGCGCUGUUCUUCAGCCGGGUCAACAAAACAGCCCCAGCCACAGCCGGUGACCAGGCAGGACCCAGCUAUGCAGCCGCCACGCUCCAGGCCUCCAGUGCCGCAUCUUGCCCCUCCUUGGCGUUCAGAGCUGUGGGUAGUGUCUCCAAGCCUCAAGAGUCCCCCAAGGGGAAGCGGAAGCUGGAUUUGAACCAGGAAGAACGGAAGGCCCCUAGCAAACCAUCAACCCAGCCCUCACCACCCGUCCCCAAGAAACCCAGAUUGCCAGCUCCCUCCCGGCCUCCAGCCACGGCCCCAGUCCCUACCCCAGCACGUGGGACAGUGCCAGGGAAGCCCCAGAAAGAAGGCAGUGAGCCCCAGGGACCCCAGACUGGCCCCCAGGAGCUGGGCAAGAUCCUUCAGGGCGUGGUGGUGGUACUGAGCGGUUUCCAGAACCCCUUCCGCUCCGAGCUCCGGGACAAGGCCCUUGAGCUGGGAGCCAAGUAUCGGCCAGACUGGACCCCGGACAGCACCCACCUCAUCUGCGCCUUUGCCAACACGCCCAAGUACAGCCAGGUCCUGGGCCUUGGCGGCCGGAUUGUGCGUAAGGAGUGGGUGCUGGACUGUCACCGCAUGCGCCGGCGGCUGCCCUCCCGGAGGUACCUCAUGGCGGGGCCAGGCUCAAGCAGCGAGGACGAGGGGGACUCUCACAGCAACAGCAGCGGGGAUGACGCCCCCAAGCUUCCUCACAAGGUCCGACGCCUCCUACAGGGCGGGAAGGAUGCCGUGGGGGAGGAUCCGGUCGUCUGCGAAGGACAGGACAAUGGGGCGGAAGACUCUGGGGACACCGAGGAUGAGCUGAGAAGGGUGGCUGAGCAGAGGGAGCAGAGGCAGCCCCCAGGCCAGGGGGAGAAUGGCGAGGACCCCUACGCAGGCUCCACGGAUGAGAACACAGACAGCGAGGGUCACCCGGAGUCCCCUACCUUGCCGGUCCCCGAGCUCCCAGACUUCUUCCAGGGUAAACACUUCUUCCUCUACGGAGAGUUUCCCGGGGAUGAGCGGCGGAAACUCACUCGAUACGUCACAGCCUUCAACGGGGAGCUUGAGGACUACAUGAGCGACCGGGUCCAGUUUGUGAUCACCGCCCAGGAGUGGGACCCCAGCUUUGAGGAGGCUCUGAUAGACAACCCGUCCCUGGCCUUCGUCCGCCCCCGAUGGAUCUACAGUUGCAACGAGAAGCAGAAGUUACUGCCCCACCAGCUGUAUGGGGUGGUGCCCCAGGCCUGA
Messenger RNA from Orycteropus afer afer, 1824 nucleotides. It is a transcript of the gene XRCC1, whose product is annotated as X-ray repair cross complementing 1. Gene Ontology annotation, biological process: single strand break repair; base-excision repair; double-strand break repair via nonhomologous end joining. The transcript is spliced from 16 exons. The record is from RefSeq and is a predicted model, not a curated record. Gene Ontology annotation, molecular function: damaged DNA binding. Gene Ontology annotation, cellular component: nucleus. The coding region runs from base 4 to 1824 and encodes 606 amino acids. NCBI's taxonomy places the organism in Eukaryota, Metazoa, Chordata, Mammalia, Tubulidentata, Orycteropodidae.